Molecule: messenger RNA, 699 nt
Organism: Ostertagia ostertagi
Lineage: Eukaryota; Metazoa; Nematoda; Chromadorea; Rhabditida; Trichostrongylidae
Source: the annotation of a GenBank genome assembly
AUGGGAGUUUGGCUACGAACGGACAGCAGAUUCAGAGAUUUCAUCAGUGAAAGAUACCGUCAAGCUGUAGGUGAAGCCUUUUGGGAAGCUCCAACUUUGUAUGCAUUUUCGUAUAUUAUAAUCGUGCUUGGAUGCUGCAUGAUCGUUAUUUCGUUCCUUGGCUGUUGCGUUGGAAAUGGUGGAAAUCGCGCUGUGCUCAUAUGCUACGCUAUAGCACUGUUUCUUCUUCUUAUUGGAACACUGAGCUGCGGAAUAUAUCUUUUUUAUAAAAAGGAUGCGGUUGAUGUAGAACUCUCGGACGCCUUGAAUUACAUGGUGCAGCAUUACUAUCAAGGCGCAGGUGUUGUGCAAGAGUCUCUCGAUCACUUGCAAACCACAUUCCGCUGUUGUGGAAAUGCUGGAUGUGCCGAUUUUCGCGUUUUUCGGCAAGAUCCUCCACGCUCUUGUGAUAUCAGAUGUGACGGCUGCCACUACAGAAUUUGGGUCGCUCUCAGUAUAGGUCUCUCAGUGACACUGGUAGUUUUUUCGGCUGUCAUCGUGUGUAUCGUUCUUGCGUUGGUAUUUUCUCUCUAUAUUCUCUUCAGCCAACCAAAGCAAAUUCGUGUGGUCGAUGUUGUUCAUAGGAGAGUCGCGAAACCGACUUUGAGGAAGGAGGCGGUCCAGCGUCACAACUUAUCAUACGAUUUACGGAAACACUGA